Wyeomyia smithii (pitcher-plant mosquito) is the source of this 2137-nucleotide messenger RNA. Its product is annotated as thiamine transporter 1-like. Gene Ontology annotation, molecular function: vitamin transmembrane transporter activity. The record is from RefSeq and is a predicted model, not a curated record. Gene Ontology annotation, cellular component: plasma membrane. The transcript has 6 exons. Gene Ontology annotation, biological process: vitamin transport; transmembrane transport. The coding region runs from base 376 to 1992 and encodes 538 amino acids. NCBI's taxonomy places the organism in Eukaryota, Metazoa, Arthropoda, Insecta, Diptera, Culicidae.
UCGCAGCAGCUGGUUUAUCAGUGGAGGCAAUAAGCCAUGCAAAAGCUAAUGGUUGGUGAUUUGUUUCGGUGAUUUGUUGAACAAAAAAAAUCUUCUGUCGAUUGGAUGGUAGAAAGAGGUAACGAUAACUAUUUACCUAUCCGUAGUUUCCAAAUCUUGCGAUAAAAAGGUGAAUGUUUUGCGCAGACUUUAGCAUCUGCCAAUCUUCGUGUUAUUUAAUUGAAUUCUACCGCAGCAAACAAACUAAAUCGUCGAAGUGUUCAGACAAUAUCGUUGGAGUGUAGGGGCGGGUUGUGAGAAAAAUACCUCUACUCUAGGUCAACAGUGAUUGUGCAGUGCGCGGCAACAGAUAAACGCGAGGGGCCGCAGCGAAGUAUGCAAGAAUGGCUGAAAAUUUCACUGAUGCUGUGUACGUUCGGUUUCUUCCGAGAAAUGCGUCCAUCGGAACCCUUCGUCACCGAGUUUUUGUCUGGCGAGUGGCGUGACAUCACAACGGAGCAGCUGAACCGCGAGGUCUAUCCGAUCGGAACGUACAGCUAUCUGGCGGUGUUGAUAGUUGUGUUUCUCGUUACCGAUAUGCUGAGGUACAAAAUAAUAAUUAUAUUUUCUGCCUGUAUCGGUGUUGCAUUGUGGUCACUUAUGCUAUGGACAACUUCAUUAGCUGCCCUGCAGGUGAUACAGGUGCUGUACGGAACAUACAUGGCCGCCGAGGUAGCAUACUACACGUACAUAUAUGCGAAAAUCGACCGCGACAAGUAUCAACAAGUAACGGGCAAUACACGGGCUGCGGUGCUGAGCGGUCGGUUUUUGGCUAGCGUCAUCGGCCAGGCACUGGUGUCAACCAAAGCCAUGGACCUACGGCAACUGAACUACAUCACGCUGGGCGCUCAGGGAUUUUCUCUGCUGUGGUCUUUCGUUUUACCAUCGGUCAAAAGCAGCGUUUACUUUUACUCUAGCGAGCAUCAGCCGACAGCAUUGGAUACAAGCGAUGUCACAGCAGCCAGUGCCAAAAUCCAGAAUGACCACGAGGCAAUCCAUCGACAACCACAGGAUGCUGGGGAGGAAAUUAAAAAUGACAACCACACCACUGUCGAUCGAAUCGUCGUGAGUAUUCUUCCAGUUUCGUCUAGCCAAAUCGCCGACGGCGAUAAUCCAGUGGACGAAACCAAUGCUAAUUUGUCCCAAGCACGGUCGAACACCGUCGCCUCCGGUAUGCAUCCUGAGUCAUUAAAUGACCGGUCUCCAGGUACUGCCAACGUCACUGUUCCGAAGACUCGUUUUUCUUGCCACCGAGCUGGCCGUCUACUCUGGGCUCACUUUACGGCAGCCUACUUGAGAAACAUGACCGUAGUCCAGUGGAGCCUCUGGUGGUCGCUCGCGAUGGCCGGCUUCAUUCAGGUGCAAAUCUACGUCCAGCUGUUGUGGCACGAAAUCGACCAGGAUCAGGAAUACCUGUACAACGGUGGUGCGGAAGCACUGCUGACCUUGUUUGGCGCAAUCAGUGCCAUUGCAGCUGGUUACGUGGCGAACCGGAUAUUCGAGCAGUGGGCCCUCUGGAUACUGACGCUGUGUUCGGCUCUGCAAGGCGGAUUGAUACUAUAUUCUGGUUUCUCGACGAACAUUUGGGCGGCAUACGUUGUUUACAUACUGUUCGGUGUUCUUUACAUGUUCAUGAUUACAAUGGCCAGCGCGACGGUCGCCAAAUAUCUGGAGGAGGAUAGUUUCGGGUUAAUUUUCGGUAUAAACACAUUCAUCGCGCUGGCCUUUCAGUCCAUCCUGACCGUGGUGGUCAUCUCCGAGUCCGGCUUGAUGCUGUCCCCGCGCGAUCAGUUCAAGGUCUACGGUGGCUACUUUCUGGCACUGGCACUGGUGUACUUCAUUCCGGCUAGCAUAAGCAGUGUGAGGUACUGUCGACGCCAAACAACAGAGGCUGAGCCACAAAUGGCAGAAGGACGUGAAGUGAAAGAAGAAAGUGAUUUUACUCGUUUUUGAAUGUAGCGUUUGGUCUCGAAUUUUUGGCUGUAGAUUUUACAGUAAACAAUACUUUUCAGUUUAUAUAUUAUGUAUUACGAUGUGUUCGAUGACUGACUUGGCAUAGUAUAAUCUUAUAAUUUGGUUAAAAUCAUGAUGGAUUGUU